This is a messenger RNA of Diachasmimorpha longicaudata, 2635 nucleotides long. RefSeq names its product ATP-dependent RNA helicase DDX42. The coding region runs from base 170 to 2503 and encodes 777 amino acids. The transcript is spliced from 4 exons. The record is from RefSeq and is a predicted model, not a curated record. Lineage: Eukaryota; Metazoa; Arthropoda; Insecta; Hymenoptera; Braconidae. Gene Ontology annotation, molecular function: RNA helicase activity; nucleic acid binding; ATP binding.
CAACGACACUUUUAGACAACAUAAACUUACCGACUGUGCAAUUGUGAGCCAAAACAAGUGGAUUCCUGAUCGAGUUUAACAAGUGCUGUCGAAAAUCACUACAAAAAUUAUAAUUCUCUGUCUCGGAAGUAUUUUUACUCGGCAAAAUACGUGUUGUAAUUGGUGAAAAAUGAGUUACCAUCGUGGAGGUGGGAGUAAGCCCAAGGGUUUUGGCUUCACUGGCUUCCAGAUGUCAGGAACCAAGAGAGCUGGGGUUACCAUUCCGCCCCCAACGACAAAUUCUUCGUUAAGCAAGCAGGGAUAUCAUACGAUGAAUUCGAUCACGGAAAAUGCACUGUCUGCCUGCUGGGGAAUGCCAAAGAAACGAAGCAAGACUGAGGAAGAGUAUUUCGAAGAUGACGACGAAGCCCAGACAUCGACUCUAGAGUACAUCCCAGCACCGGGUUCUCCCACUUACGAUCAAAUGCAAAAAGACCAGAAGAAAGAAGCAGACAGUGACAGCGAGGAGGAUCCCCUCGAUGCAUUCAUGGCUGGUAUUGAUGCCGAAGUAAAAAAGAACAGUACUAAAGCAGCACAGGCUGAGCAGGAGCUCAAAGAGGAUAAAUCCAAGGGCUUCAGGCAAGACAUUGACGGUGAGGAUGACGAGGAGAGUUACUACAGGUAUAUGGAGGAGAAUCCAACAGCUGGUCUGACCCAAGAGGAGUCUGACCAAGAAGUAGAGUACGACGACGAUGGAAAUCCAAUAGCUCCACCUAAGAAGAAGGACAUCGAUCCACUUCCUCCCAUAGAUCACAGUGAAAUUAAGUACGAGGCAUUCGAGAAGAAUUUCUACAAUGUUCACGAGGAAAUUGCUAAUUUGACAAAAGCUCAAGUCGAGGAGUUGAGGAAGACCCUGGGGAUCAGAGUGUCAGGACCAUCAGUACCAAAACCAGUCGCUAGUUUUGGACAUUUUGGCUUCGAUGAUGCACUUAUUAAGGCCAUUCGCAAAAACGAAUACACACAACCAACGCCAAUUCAGUCACAAGCGAUUCCUGCUGCUCUCAGUGGAAGGGAUUUGAUCGGUAUUGCCAAGACAGGAAGUGGAAAAACUGCUGCUUUCAUCUGGCCUAUGCUGAUUCAUAUUAUGGAUCAAAAGGAGCUGCAGGAGGGGGAUGGACCCAUUGGAUUGAUUCUCGCACCCACGAGGGAAUUGUCACAACAGAUCUUCCAUGAGGCUAAGAAAUUUGGAAAAGUUUAUAAUAUUCAGGUCUGCUGCGGCUAUGGGGGUGGCAGCAAGUGGGAGCAGAGUCAGGCACUUCAGGCAGGCGCAGAAAUAGUCGUUGCUACGCCGGGUAGGAUGAUUGACUUGGUGAAGAUGAAAGCUACUAAUCUAAGUCGAGUUACUUUCUUGGUGCUUGAUGAGGCUGAUAGGAUGUUUGAUAUGGGGUUUGAACCACAGGUUCGAUCGAUCUGCAAUCACGUCCGCCCGGAUCGCCAGACUCUCCUUUUCAGUGCCACAUUCAAGAAAAAAGUCGAGAAAUUAGCCCGAGACGUUUUAACAGAUCCAGUUAGAAUAGUCCAUGGAGACGUUGGAGAAGCGAAUACCGAUGUAACCCAACAUGUAAUAGUUUUCAACAAUAAUCCAACUGGAAAAUGGCUUUGGUUGCUCCAGAACAUCGUGGAAUUUUUAAGCUCUGGUAGUCUUCUGAUAUUCGUGACGAAAAAAUUGAAUGCUGAAGAGUUGGCGAAUAACCUAAAGCUGAAGGAGUUCGAGGUGAUGCUGUUGCACGGUGACAUGGAUCAGGUAGAGCGAAACAAAGUGAUAACAGCCUUCAAACGAAAGGACGUGAGUAUUUUGGUGGCAACAGACGUGGCAGCUAGAGGUCUCGAUAUUCCCCACAUCAGGACAGUCGUUAAUUAUGACAUUGCGAGGGACAUUGACACACACACUCACAGGGUGGGCCGGACAGGUCGAGCUGGUGAGAAGGGAACAGCCUACACUCUCGUCACGGAGAAGGACAAGGAGUUCUCAGGGCAUUUGGUGAGGAAUCUCGAGGGAGCCAAUCAGGAGGUACCAAAGAGUCUGAUGGACCUGGCCAUGCAGAGCUCGUGGUUCAGGAAGUCCAGGUUCAAGGGAGGAAAGGGAAAGAGUUUGAAUGUGGGAGGGGCUGGAUUGGGCUUCAGGGGACGAGCUGAUGGCUCUGCACCGAAGAGUGGGUCCUCAGCACCGGCCAAGGAUAUCAGCGAGGUGGUGAAGAAGUUGGAGAGACAGGGACCGGGGAGUGACCGUCUUUCUGCUAUGAAGGCGGCUUUCAGGAGUCAGUACACAUCACAGUUCAGGGCGUCCUCGGAUCACACUUGGGAGCAGACGAUCACUCCUCCGUCGCUCAUUAUGCCACCACCACCUCCACCGUCGACGUCGGGUACUGGAGAGGGUAGCGAUGAAUUGAAUUCGCAAAAUACUACGAAUUCCAGUCAAGGAGGUACGGAACGGAAGCGAGUGAGAAAGAGCCGGUGGGAGUAAUUAAUUCAGAUUAUUGAUUAUAUAAUUCUAUUGUAUCAUGGUAUAUUGUGAAUGUAAUGAUAGAGAUUAUGGAAUGGAAUCGAUGUUUUUUUUUAUCGAUGAAUAAAUAUUGAAAGAGUAAUUUUAAUUUUA